Condylostylus longicornis is the source of this 1684-nucleotide messenger RNA. RefSeq names its product protein scalloped (gene scalloped). The record is from RefSeq and is a predicted model, not a curated record. Bases 538 to 1662 code for a protein of 374 amino acids. Gene Ontology annotation, biological process: regulation of transcription by RNA polymerase II; hippo signaling; embryonic organ development. Gene Ontology annotation, cellular component: transcription regulator complex. The transcript is spliced from 11 exons. Lineage: Eukaryota; Metazoa; Arthropoda; Insecta; Diptera; Dolichopodidae. Gene Ontology annotation, molecular function: DNA-binding transcription factor activity, RNA polymerase II-specific; RNA polymerase II cis-regulatory region sequence-specific DNA binding.
ACGAUCGUUCGUUACUGUACAGUUAUACACAAAUAACUUUUUUGUAGUUUCAGAUUUUUUUUGUAUUUCUUAAUUUUUCUCUUUAUUAUAACCUUUUUUAUUCUUAGCGAUAUUAUUAAAAGUAAAUUUUAGAAAAAAAAAUUGCUUAUAAAUUUUAUUAUUAAUUAAAAAAGUUUUUUUUUAUUGAAAAUUGAAAAAAAUUAAAAUUUAAUGGUGAAUUUAUCCCACUCCUUAAGGUGUUCGAAUUAAAAAAAAAAGUUUCCAAUUAAAAAAAUAAAAAUUAAAUCAAAGGAAAAAAAAUAAAUAAAAAUAAUAAGUGAAUAAAAGGAAAAAAAUAAAUUAAUCAAAAUAGGUGGAGAAAAAGCUUUUAAAAUUUUUAAUACAGCGGCCAAUAUUCAUUCGAAAACUGCUGGCCAGUUUUCUAGUAAUUUUUGUGAAGACGCUGGUGUUGGUGUAACUGGCACAAUAGCCUCACCGUGGACACCUGUAAGUGCCGGUCCACCAGGCCCAUUAGGGUCGGCAGACACAAACGGCACAAUGGCAGAUAGUAAAAAUUUAGAUGUCGGCGAUAUGAGUGAUGUAAGUGAUGAUGAAAAAGAUUUAUCAUCAGCUGAUGCCGAAGGUGUUUGGAGUCCAGAUAUUGAACAAAGUUUUCAAGAAGCUUUGGCCAUAUACCCGCCAUGUGGACGAAGAAAAAUUAUUUUAUCAGAUGAAGGAAAAAUGUAUGGACGAAAUGAAUUAAUAGCACGAUAUAUUAAACUUCGGACAGGAAAAACGAGAACAAGAAAGCAAGUCAGCUCACAUAUUCAAGUUUUAGCCAGAAGAAAAUUAAGAGAAAUUCAAGCCAAAAUAAAAGUUCAAUUUUGGCAGCCAGGAUUACAGCCCAGUACUUCACAAGAUUGGUGCAGUAUUAAACCAUUUGCACAACCACCAUAUCCAUCCGGUAAACCAUCGACAGCUGUUUCAGGUGAUGUUGAUGCUGGCCUACCAUCACAGCCUCCAUGGGAGAGUCGAGCAAUAGCAACGCACAAAUUUAGAUUGUUAGAAUUUUCAGCAUAUAUGGAAAUCCAAAGAGAUGAAAUUUAUCACAGGCAUCUAUUUGUUAAUUUAGGCGGUAGACCCACAUAUUCAGAUCCACUUUUGGAGAGCGUGGAUAUUAGGCAGAUAUCAGAUAAAUUUCCAGAAAAAACAGGCGGCCUUAAAGAUUUAUUCGAUAAAGGGCCAGCAAAUGCUUUCUAUUUAGUUAAAUGUUGGGCAGAUUUAAAUACAACAAUAACAGAUGAAACGGGUGCCUUUUAUGGAGUAACCAGCCAGUAUGAAAGCAAUGAAAAUGUUGUGAUAACAGUUUCAACGAAAGUUUGCUCAUUUGGUAAACAGGUUGUUGAAAAAGUCGAAACAGAAUAUUCACGACUGGAAAAUGGAAAAUUUGUUUACCGUAUACAUAAAUCACCAAUGUGUGAAUAUAUGAUUAAUUUUGUACAGAAAUUAAAAACCUUACCUGAACGAUAUAUGAUGAAUAGUGUACUAGAAAAUUUUACAAUAUUACAAGUAGUGUCAAAUCGAGAAACACAAGAAACCCUCCUAUGCAUAGCAUACGUAUUUGAAGUAGCGGCCUCGAAUUGUUGUACACAGCAUCAUAUAUAUAGAUUAAUAAAAGAUUAGCAAGAACUGGAUAGUAAUUAUU